Cercocebus atys (sooty mangabey) is the source of this 1435-nucleotide messenger RNA. RefSeq names its product programmed cell death 10 (gene PDCD10). Gene Ontology annotation, biological process: positive regulation of MAP kinase activity; regulation of Golgi organization. Bases 393 to 1031 code for a protein of 212 amino acids. Lineage: Eukaryota; Metazoa; Chordata; Mammalia; Primates; Cercopithecidae. The transcript is spliced from 10 exons. Gene Ontology annotation, cellular component: Golgi apparatus; FAR/SIP/STRIPAK complex. Gene Ontology annotation, molecular function: protein kinase binding. The record is from RefSeq and is a predicted model, not a curated record.
GGCUGGGCAGGAUUCCGGACAACGCCUGGUUCCUCUCGGGUCCUUCCGGCGUCGCCGGAGUGAAUUGAUCCGGGAGUUGAAGAGGGCUGCAAAGGUGGGAAGUGAAGUCAGUGCCUCAGUUGCUGGGGAGCACUGGAAGAAGGAAGAGACAAAUGUUGAGGUCUACGGAUUCAGUUCCAGUUUAAUGAUGUGGCCCUCUAAGGAGCUUUCUCCUCUAAAUCUUGGUCUCUUGUUUGGAAGUGACUAACAACGUUUUGGCAUGAGAAAAUCCUAAAAAGAUCAGUGUGUUUUGUGUCCAAUUCUUUGAUCACCAAAAAAGAGAAGAAAUAUUGCAGUGAAUGAAGAUUCCUCUGCAUUUUAGCACUGCUUUUUCAACUGUAGUUGGCUUUUGAAUGAGGAUGACAAUGGAAGAGAUGAAGAAUGAAGCUGAGACCACAUCCAUGGUUUCUAUGCCCCUCUAUGCAGUCAUGUAUCCUGUGUUUAAUGAGCUAGAACGAGUAAAUCUGUCUGCAGCCCAGACACUGAGAGCCGCUUUCAUUAAGGCUGAAAAGGAAAAUCCAGGUCUCACACAAGACAUCAUUGUGAAAAUUUUAGAGAAAAAAAGUGUAGAAGUUAACUUCACGGAAUCCCUUCUUCGUAUGGCAGCUGAUGAUGUAGAAGAGUAUAUGAUUGAGCGACCAGAGCCAGAAUUCCAAGACCUAAACGAAAAGGCACGAGCACUUAAACAAAUUCUCAGUAAGAUCCCAGAUGAGAUCAAUGACAGAGUGAGGUUUCUGCAGACAAUCAAGGAUAUAGCUAGUGCAAUAAAAGAACUUCUUGAUACAGUGAAUAACGUCUUCAAGAAAUAUCAAUACCAGAACCGCAGGGCACUUGAACACCAAAAGAAAGAAUUUGUAAAGUACUCCAAAAGUUUCAGUGAUACUCUGAAAACGUAUUUUAAAGAUGGCAAGGCAAUAAAUGUGUUCAUAAGUGCCAACCGACUAAUUCAUCAAACCAACUUAAUACUUCAGACCUUCAAAACUGUGGCCUGAAAGUUGUAUAUGUUAAGAGAUGUACUUCUCAGUGGCAGUAUUGAACUGCCUUUAUCUGUAAAUUUUAAAGUUUGACUGUAUAAAUUAUCAGUCCCUCCUGAAGGGAUCCAAUCCAGGAUGUUGAAUGGGAUUAUUGCCAUCUUACACCAUAUUUUUGUAAAAUGUAGCUUAAUCAUAAUCUCACACUGAAGAUUUUGCAUCACUUUUGCUAUUAUCAUUCUUUUAAGAAUUAUAAGCCAAAAGAAUUUACGCCUUAAUGUGUCAUUAUAUAACAUUCCUUAAAAGAAUUGUAAAUAUUGGUGUUUGUUUCUGACAUUUUAACUUGAAAGCGAUAUGCUGCAAGAUAAUGUAUUUAACAAUAUUUGGUGGCAAAUAUUCAAUAAAUAGUUUACAUCUGUUAAACA